Perkinsus marinus ATCC 50983 is the source of this 1180-nucleotide messenger RNA. RefSeq lists its product as hypothetical. The record is from RefSeq and is a predicted model, not a curated record. The transcript has 12 exons. NCBI's taxonomy places the organism in Eukaryota, Perkinsozoa, Perkinsida, Perkinsidae. The annotation marks the transcript as partial.
AUUCAUUGCGGCUGCUGGUGCGACCAGUGCGGGGGUGGAUGAGUGUGGUACUGAUCUUAUCUUUGGGGAGGGCGAUGAUGCAUUCAAUGCUGAUCGAUUCUUGAGGAUCGUACCUGAAGUCCUAUUCGCGACCCUGGCACAGCAGACAAUCGCCUGGUCCACAGUUGAGUGGAUGACCGAAGCAGCCGAACAGUUACCCAAGGCAGUCGAGGCAUUGCAGAGAUGGGAUAAGGAAGGAGAGUCCUCCUCAUUGUCGUUGGCAGUACGAGCUCUCGCCAGCAGUCUUGCUAGAUCGGGGCAUAGCAGUGCUGGCCAGAAGCUGGCGCGGGCUAUACUGCAAGCCUUCGCGAGUUUACUGCACAACUCCUACAGUCCUGUAGACUCGGCUGAGUAUUCGUCCACCACCAUGGCUUUGGCUUUCACAGACGGCCCGCCUCAGCAGCGUACUGCGGGCUAUUACGAUAGUCCUACUCAAACGCCUGAGGUGGUGGCUAGACAGAUUGGGGAAGUCUGGAGAAGGAAGGUCUUGAAGGCACUGGAAGAACAGUGCCGGAGGGAAGCGGGUAUGGGUCUAGUUCAGCUUCUUGUUGAGAAGUGCCGUGCGAACCAGUCGCCACUACGAUAUGAUACCAACGCGCUCAAACUCCUAGUCGAACUGAGCCGUGCUACGGACAUCGCAGCUGCGGAAGAUAUGCUCGCAGUAUUAGAUGAAGAUGGUGGAGCACAGCAGCACCUGUUAUACGAGGCGUUGGCUCUCGCCACUGCCAACCGGUGUUCUGUCCUGAAGAGUGAUGGUGAUGGUAUCCUAUCAAUAGGCUUGGUAUUCACCAUAGUGAGCUCUACGCUGGUCACUAGGGGGAGGGGUAGUCCUAGUAGUCUAACACGGAAGGACAGAGUUGAGGAAUUCUUGGACAGGGCGGUGGCUGCUGCUCGGAGUGCUAAGGACUGUCAGCAAACUCUGUCCCUUCCCGCGUUAUUCAUGUUUCUGGCGUAUCUGCUAUCAGUAGUGGUGUCACUCACCACGGCGUCGGACCUGCCCAGGUCGGAGAUCAAGGCUAUGCUGUUGUCCUCUGGUAUUGUAGAAGCGUUCGUUUAUGAGCUGUGCUACAUCGGGUCCUCAUUGGUGCCCAGGAGUAGCAAUCCACACGUGGCUAAGUGGCUGAGCUGGUCCGGAAAAUAG